UACAUGUUUCCUUAAUUCAAAGUUUGACUUAUGAGAGAAUCUCUACAAGGUGAUUGUAAUUGGAUCUCGUCAAAGUGCCAAAAUUAAUGAAUUUGCGCUAUUCAAUUCUCAUCUCUCUCUCUCCUUUACUCUUUUACAUUUCCACAUGCAUAGAUUUCGACCUUCAAUUGCUGAAGGUGGGAAAGAUGGAUCUAAAGGUUUCGUGAAGAGGGUUACAUCAACUUUAUCACUAAAGAAAAACAAGAAGAACACCACAACAACAAACGAUCCAAAACCACUUCUUCCACGGUCCAAAUCAACAGGCUCCAACUAUGAACCCAUGAUACGUCCUCUACCUCAAGGGAAAAAGACUCUUCAAGAUGUCAAAGCAGCAAACGCAAAGAGGACCAAAUCUGCAGGUGUUUCUCCUCAACCACGCCGCGAAAAGAUCGAUGAUUCAUCCCGUAACAAAGAACAGUUCAUUAAGAUGAGAUGUUUUGACGACAGCGACUCCGUUUGGUUGGCUUCUGACUGCGCUUCUACCACUUCUCUUCUAGAGGAACGCAGAGUCUCUGUCUCGUUUCAUUUCUCCCUAGAUGAGAAGGUUGUCUCUUGGUUAUCAAACGCUGCUAACUCGUCAUUGUCUCUGAAAGAGAAUCAUCAGCAUCACCAGACAAGUUCAAAGAACACAAAAUCAUGUUCUUCGGAGAACGUACGAAAAGAUGGAAAGUUUUGCAACUCAGAUGGUAAAUAUAUUGGAACAGGUUCUGCUAAGCCGUCUUCUUCGCGUUUAACUGAGAGCAACAACAAGACUUGUCCAAGGAAGUCAUGUGAAGAGCCAUCUAAUCAUGAAGAAAAGAAAGUUAGUUUCUCACUAGAGUCAGAGGUGUCUCCUUCUACUCCUGCUAAACCCAUAGUGGAAGAGAGUGGAGAAUCAAAGAGAAAGAAUGUUGUGGAGCCGCUUUUCUGGCCAUUGGAGCAGAAGUUUGACUGGACGCCAGAGGAUAUACUUAGGCAUUUCACCAUGUCACCACGGAGAAAGAAAUCAAUAGGAACCAAAGGUGCAAGCACAUCUCCAAGAUCAAUGAGAACACAGCUUCAGACAAGAAAGCUAGAUCUCAAAGAAGGGUGCAAGAGAAAGCUCAUGUUCAACGGCGGUCCUGGAUCGAACUCAAAACCAACAAGGAUUCCCGAACUGAAAAGAACAGUGAGCAGCAACAAGGAAACCGAGAACAGCAAGCAACCCAUCAGGAACAAUAUUGUGAAGAGGAACAAAAGUUUGCCAUCUAGGUUGAGGAAAUCGAGUAGAGUAUCUUCAAAGGUGGUACCUGUUGAAGAGAGUGGAGAAGAGAUAGGAGGCAGAGAGGGGAAAACACCUAAGAAGCUUAUCAUGACACGCAAGUCCAGGACUUUCUUGGAAGAUGACUUUGCUUUGAUGAAUGAUUUCUCUAUAGAGAAAGCUGUUGGGCUUUGCGAGUUCAGGGGAAGAGAAGGCAUAGAUUCAGACUUCAACACUGAUGGUUUCUUGUUUGAAGAUUCUCUAUGAAGGAUCAAAAAAGGCUUACUGGUGGUGUAAAAUAGUGUAUACUUUGCCAAAAACCAACAUCUCUAUUGGUGAAAAUUUUGUUGCUUGUUUGUAUAUCUAUUGGAUAGUAAAUACAUGUGACAUUUAUAUAUACACGUAUAUGUAUCUGUUUU
This is a messenger RNA of Raphanus sativus (radish), 1677 nucleotides long. RefSeq lists its product as uncharacterized. The transcript has 2 exons. The record is from RefSeq and is a predicted model, not a curated record. Bases 146 to 1525 code for a protein of 459 amino acids. NCBI's taxonomy places the organism in Eukaryota, Viridiplantae, Streptophyta, Magnoliopsida, Brassicales, Brassicaceae.